Messenger RNA from Symbiodinium necroappetens, 1221 nucleotides. The record is from the annotation of a GenBank genome assembly. NCBI's taxonomy places the organism in Eukaryota, Dinophyceae, Suessiales, Symbiodiniaceae.
AUGCAGGUCACAGCAGAAGACGCACGCCGCAUCCUCUGGAACACAACCUGGUGGCACACCCCACGGUGCGCGGGUUCGAAGGAGGCAUUGGACCUGUUCCCGGAGCUCAGUGAGCUCCUGCGAUAUGCAGGGGAUCCGGACUGGAGACGAUACACCAAAGCCACUUGGUCUUUCUCUUCAGGCGUGCCGCUGGGGGUGGAUGUUAGAUUGCCCCGAACUCCUGCGCAUUUCUUCCGGAAGACUAAGCAUCGAAAGUUUGAGGGGGCAGCGGAACAGCUUUCGGAUGAACUUCGCUUGAACUACCCUUCGGCCCGCGAGCACGAGCUGAAGAUCGAGGAGCAAUUCGCCAAAGAAGUUUUUUUGGGGGCUAUGAUUGAGCUGCCUUUGGAAGAAGCGCGAGGUGCGGAGCAUGGAUGGAUUGGUUUUUCCAUUGCGGCGCACCAGAGGCUUUUGGGCAUAUCAAAGUCGCGAGCAGAUUGGAUGGUUGGCUGGAUUCGCAAGGUCAAGUCAGAUGGCUUUGUUAACAUCGCUGACAUGGGCGCUGUGCUGGGGCGGCUCUCUUUUGGGCUGACGCUGCUUCCAUUGCUUCGGCCUUUUCUGGGGCCCCUUUAUGCCUGGGUCGCUGCGGUCAAGCAUUGUCACAUUAAGAAGCUGCCGAAAGCCAUCGUCCUGAUUCUGUCUUUUCUUGAAAAUUUCUUCAUGAAGGACCUUCGCACAUCGCAUGUGAGUCUGCCAAUCCAUAUGAUUGCCAUUGGUUCGCGGAAAGGAUAUCCCACCUGGAGGCCCCAUGGUUUUUCAAUUGCUUCGCUGGAGCUGCUGGCAACUCUGAUCAAUGUCAUUGUUUUUGAGACUGCGCCAUUCACUCAUGCAAACUUCAUUUGCAGUGCAGCUACGGACAAUCGCGGUAGCAGUCAACUUACGGCGAGAUGGCUGACGACAUCCUUUCCGUUGGUGGCAGUGCUGAUGGAGCUGGCAACUGUUUUGCAAGGGAACGGCCUCUCUCUUGAAUUGCACUGGGCUCCUAGGCUACAGAACUCUUUGGCUGAUUCGUUGACGAAUCAAGAUUUCAAAAGUUUCAAUCCUGAACUUCGGCGGCGCUUUUCCUUCAGCAGUUACCAGUCCGUGGUCAUGAAAGAUAUGUUGGACCUUGGGUCCACGCUUUACAAGGACAUUGCUGAGUGGAAGAGCCGAAAGCGCGGUCAUACGGUUCAGGAUAAGAAC